Messenger RNA from Staurois parvus, 333 nucleotides. The record is from the annotation of a GenBank genome assembly. Lineage: Eukaryota; Metazoa; Chordata; Amphibia; Anura; Ranidae.
GUGGGCACAGGUGGGUGGCACUGGUGGGCACAGGUGGGAGGGCACAGGUGGGUGGCAUUGCUGGGCACAGGUAGGUGGCACUUCUGGGCACAGGUGUGUGAAAUUGCAGAGUGGCACAGGUGGGUGCACUGCUGGGCACAGGUGGGUGCACUGCUGGGCACAGGUGGGCGGAACUUGCGGGUGGCACUGCUAGGCACCGAUCAUCAGGGCACUGAUCAUCAGUGCCCUGAUGAUCGGUGCCGAUCCCCGCUCUGACAACUGCAGGUUCUCGGCAGUACUUUCCUCACGAUCUGACAGCGUGAGGAAAGUGCAGCCGAGAACCGGCACUUGCAU